This is a messenger RNA of Centruroides sculpturatus (bark scorpion), 824 nucleotides long. RefSeq lists its product as uncharacterized. The record is from RefSeq and is a predicted model, not a curated record. The transcript is spliced from 2 exons. Bases 87 to 824 code for a protein of 245 amino acids. NCBI's taxonomy places the organism in Eukaryota, Metazoa, Arthropoda, Arachnida, Scorpiones, Buthidae.
UUCAUUUAUUAAGUUUUUAGUUUACGUAUUUAUUUCGUUAGGAUUAUUUCAUAUUUUUGUGUGUAGCAUUUGUCCUCAUUGUUGAGAUGGCCAACAUCGUGAAUGAACUACCUGAAUUUACGGCUUCUGCAGAAACUGACAUUGUAAAUAGUUACACAUGCACAUUGUGCGGAAAGACUUUUAAAGAGUUUCGUUAUUUAAAAGUGCAUACAAAUAAUUUUCAUCCAGAUCAUGUGAACGAAUUAGUGAAUCCAAAGAAGUUGCAGAAAGUGUUUAAUUUUCCUUGUCAUUUAUGUUCCAGGAAAUUCAAUCAAAAUCGCCGGCUACGUUAUCAUCUCCAGAAUGACCAUGGUGAAAUAAUUGAAACACCUGAUAAUUCGAACAUUUUGAACUGUGGUCUGUGUGAUGCUAGUUAUUCCAAAAAACUUCUGCUGGAACAUUUUAACAGCGUUCAUGAAUUAACAAUACAAGAAGAAAUACUGACAUUUUCUUCAGUAGACUUGUUUAUAGCAUGGAAAGAAGAGACUGAACAAAAGACAUAUGCUAAAUUUGUUAAAACUACCAGAGGUCCUGAUUCAAGGUAUGCAGGACAAGUCAAACUGUAUUUUUCUUGUCACCGCUCUGGAAUAUAUACACCCAAAGGUAAUGGAAUUAGACAUCUUAAGACCCAGGGUAGCAGCAAAAUAAAUGCUUACUGCCCAGCAGGAAUGAAGGUCAUUCAAAAAGAAAAUGGUGAAUGUACUGUAAAAUUCACAAAAACACAUGUGAACUUGGUCAAUUCUGUGUUUAAUGGAACUCCAUUUGCUUUGCACCUGUUUCGGUAA